GAAAUUUAUUGCUGCUGGUUCGUUUCUAAAACUUCACAGUUCGUAACACAGCUUUAUAAAACUAGUUAGACCACAUCUGGAGUGUUUCAUAUAGUUCUGGUCGCCCCCAUUCUCGGAAGGAUGUCGGGGCUUUGGAGAGGGCGGGGAAGAGUUUUACCAGGACACUGCCUGGAUUAGAGGGCAUGAGCUAUAACGAGAGAUUGGACGAACACAAAGUACACUGCUGAUGCUGUGGUCAAAUCAACACGUACACACACGCUGGAGGAACUCAGGACUGACGAAGGGUCUCGGCCCGAAACGUUGACUGCUCGUUUCUUCGGAUGCAGCCCGACCUGGUUGGACAAACUUGUGUUGUUUUCUCCGGAGCAGCGCAGGCUGGGGUGAGACUUGAUGGACGUUUAUAAGAUUACGAGAGGAAUAGACAGAGUGGACAGACGAUAUAUUUCUCCUGGGGGUUGAAAUGUCUAACACAUUUAAGGUGAGCGUCGAUGUGAGCGGCAAGUUUGCUUCUUUCCACAGAGUAGCGGGUAACUGGAUCUCUCUGGGGUGGGAGACCAAAACCGGUCACGUGAUGCAGUUUACCCCCCCCCCCCAAUUAAACCGUAGGUGGGCAACAUCGCGCUGCCGUUUCUGUGGCCCCGCCCUCCUGAUGACGUACCACACUUCGCGCAUGCUCACUGUCUCCGGGUGUGCGGUGUAUUCCUUAACGCUCGGUGCUGAAGUCUGCGGGAUCGAGAAAGGCUUCUCGUCUCGUAUAUCGGCGAGCCGGGGCUCUGGAUUACUGUCUCCGGGCUGAAGAUAUCACUUUCCUAAUGUUAGACCUGCAGUGAGAGAUUUAUUGGAAGAAAAACCCCAACUGGAGGAAAACCACGACUGAUGACGAGGGAGCAGCAACAAGUGAACCAACCUGAGGACUGGGAGCAUCAAUCAGAGAGAACCCAACUGACUCGGAGAUUCCAGUGAUUCAGUCAGGAGAAAUUUUGGCUAAAAACAAGGAAUUUAUCUACGGGAAUUUUGAACACAACAUGCCAAUUUUGCUGUCUCUGUCCAGAUAUUUAAGAAGUGGAGCAAGGGAUUCACUCGAUCAUCCUUCCUGCUCAGGCUGUGGGGAGGGAUUCACUUGGUCAUCUGACCGACUGGCAAAGCGGAAAUUUUACACGGGGAGAGGCCGUUCAUUUGCUCAGACUGUGAGAAUGGAUUCAGUGGGUCUUCUCAACUGAAUGUACAUCAGCAAGUUCACACUGGACAAGGCCAUUCACCUGUUCUGUGAGUGGGAAGGGAUUCAGUUGGUCUUCCCACCUGUGGACACACCAGUCAGUUCACACUGGGCAGAGGCUAGUCAUCUGCUGAAUUUGUGGGGAAGGAUUCACUCGGUCAUCUGACUUCAUGGCUCACCAGCGAGUUCACACUGGAGAGCGGCCUUUCACCUGCUCGGAAUGUGGGAAGGGAUUCACCUACUCAUCCCAACUGAAGAUACAUCAGCGAAUUCACACUGGAGAGAGGCCAUUCACCUGCUCAGACUGUGGGAAGGGAUUCACACAAUUAGCUGGCCUACAAGCACACCAGUCUGUUCACACUGGGGAGAGGCCGUUCACCUGCUCAGACUGUGGGAAGGGAUUCACUUCGUCAUCUCAACUGAAGGUACAUCAGCGAGUUCACACUGGGGAGAGGCCGUUCAACUGCUCAGACUGUGGAAAGGGAUUCACACAGUUAGCUAACCUACAAGCACACCAGUCAGUUCACACUGGGGAGAGGCGGUUCUCUUGCUCAGACUGUGGGAAGGGAUUCAAUUCAUCAUCUAAACUGAAAGUACAUCAGCGAGUUCACACUGGGGAGAGGCCAUUCACCUGCUCAGACUGUGGGAAGGGAUUCACACAGUUAGCUAACCUACAAGCACACCAGUCAGUUCACACUGGAGAGUGGCCGUUCAACUGCUUAGAAUGUGGGAAGGGGUUCAUUCGGUCAUCUCAACUGAAGGUACAUCAGCGAGUUCACACUGGGGAGAGGCCGUUCACCUGCUCAGACUGUGGGAAGGGAUUCACACAGUUAUCUGGCCUGCAAGCACACCAGUCAGUUCACACUGGCGAGAGGCCAUUCACCUGCUCAGUCUGUGGGAAGGGAUUCACUCUAUUAUCUUGCCUACUGACACACCAGUCAGUUCACACUGGAGAGUGGCCAUUCACCUGCUCAGACUGUGGGAAGGGAUUCACACAGUUAGCUAACCUACAAGCACACCAGUCAGUUCACACUGGAGAGUGGCCGUUCAACUGCUUAGAAUGUGGGAAGGGGUUCAUUCGGUCAUCUCAACUGAAGGUACAUCAGCGAGUUCACACUGGGGAGAGGCCGUUCACCUGCUCAGACUGUGGGAAGGGAUUCACACAGUUAUCUGGCCUGCAAGCACACCAGUCAGUUCACACUGGCGAGAGGCCAUUCACCUGCUCAGUCUGUGGGAAGGGAUUCACUCUAUUAUCUUGCCUACUGACACACCAGUCAGUUCACACUGGAGAGUGGCCAUUCACCUGCUCAGACUGUGGGAAGGGAUUCACUCGGUCAUUUCAACUGAAGGUACAUCAGCGAGUUCACACUGGGGAGAGGCCAUUCACCUGCUUGGACUGUGGGAAGGGAUUCACUCAAUCAUCUCAAUUGAAGGUACAUGAGCGAAUUCACACAGGUGAGAGGCCAUUCACCUGCUCAGACUGUGGGAAGGGAUUCACUCGGUCAUCUCGCCUACUGACACACCAGUUAGUUCACACUGGAGAGAGGCUGUUAACCUCCUGUUAAUGUGGGAAUGUAUUCACUCAGUCAUCUAACCUUAUGUAACUCUCACUCCGGCUAGCAGCUUAAUAUAGGGGGUGAUAGCCCCCUAGCUCGGCCAAAUGUGUGUGGAUGCUGCGCCACGUCCCCUGUUACAAAUCAAUACCCCAAAAUAACAAACAGUACACAAGAUGUGAUUCAUAAUUCUUACUUUGACUAUAGGGUUAGUAAAGUAAAAAAAAAGGGCCCACUCUCCCCAUUUGUGGCUUCUCAUCUCUCCACAGCAAAAGCCCAUGAAAUUCUCUCAUUCAGACUCACAAGAAAGAACAUUUCUGUCAUUGGAUAGCCCAGCACUCCAAAUCCCUGUUAUCUCUAGUUGUAUCCUAAACAUUGCUGCUGCAGAGAAACCACUACCUCAGCAGUGAAACCUUACAGUGUGUUACACUUACAACACACUACCGGGUUCACACAGGGGAGAGAGUUUCAAUAAGCUUCAUGCUGGAUAUUUGUCCAUCACCAUUGCUGAAUGCUAUUUUGAGAGUGAUUGUAAGUGUUGAACUCUGCAAUUAUUGCUGCUGCUCACCACACCCAGUUCUGCACCUUGGUCACUGGGCAUGGGAGGAGUUUCCUCUGCUGCAUAUUCACCUUUAAUGGGACUAGAUCUGUGACAAAUGAAUCAGUUCUAUCUUAAGCACUGUCUCUGUUACUUAGUGAAUUUAUAACACACCUAGUGUACAGUAGAGAGUCAACUCAGGCCGGCUGAACCCUGCCAGUGAUUCUGUUCCACAACAGAUCUUUCAAAUCCUCCCGUUGUUCACCUCUCACUCUCCCUGGGAUGAGGUCCAAAUAGUCAUCACUCUGUGGGUGAAUAUGUUUCCCUUGAAUUUCUUGCAGACUGAAGAAGUCGAGCUGACUGCGCAUCUGUCUGAGAUGUUCUUUGCCCCUCUAAUCUCUGGGCUGAGGAAGAAUGACAUUGGGAGUUAACCUCCUUAAUCACGACUCAUGUCCACAUUAUGUGUCACUUUCCCCACUUCUAAAAUGUUGUUAGCGAACACCACUGUCCUCUAAAGACUGAAAGCAGAGUGGGAAGUCAUCAAUUGGAUUUUCAAUGAAGCUGGGUCAGAAACCAGAGGCAGGUCUGCACAGAGCAGAAUUUGGGGCCCUGGACGAUGUUCGGGGUAAGAACGUAUGAUGAGGAGAGGGGAUUCAGCAACAGGGCAUGUCAACGAAUGACAUUUGGAAGCAUAUUGACAGAGAAAGUAAUUAGGUUAUCUGACUGACGACACAAACACUACCUGUGGUGAGGUGUUCCACUGAUUGAGGAACAUGUGUGUUAGGAAUGGUUUUAUCUAUUGGGGGAGUUAUUCCUGCUUGUUUAUCCUGUAAUAUUAUAAACAGAUGGAUUGACCUAUCUGAAAUAAUGUAUUGAUGAUCAUAUAAUUUGCAAGAUUUUGGCUCUAAAACUGGAUCAGGCUUGAAUUUAUGGUGUUUUCAUGAGGUGAUGGAGGGCAUUCAUGAGUUUGUAUUUUAAAGCAAGAUUUUGGUGAAUGAUAUUUGCCACUUGAUUGUACCUGCGUAAGUAAUCAGAUUGAGUUAAACUGCUGCAGGAUCCUAGAAUGUGUUGGACUGUGUCUGGUUUCUCUUGGCCUUUUCUGCACUUACUGCUUUGUUUGUUUGUAUUUCAUGAAGUUUCGAUUUGUUUUACUUUUGUUACCCACCUCGUCCUGUAUUUCCGCAAGGAACUCCUCUGUUUCUGGGAAGAAGUCUCCAACUCUCAGUCAGGUGAUCGAUGCUUCCUUGUCACCAUCUCGUCUGCUCAGAUCAUUGGGAUGUCUCCCAUGGAGGGUCAUACACAUUUCACUGGUUAAUGUUUUCUUCCAGAGUGAUGAUUUAAUUUUCUGAGCCAGCUUGUCAUUUAAGUUUUAUGGUCUGUAUUUCUUAUCAUAAUUGCAUAUACACACAUGGAGUCAGUUCAGUUCCUCCGCCAUAUCCUUAUCUCCAUUUACAAUUUCUCCAACAUCAUUUUCUUUCGGUCCUAUAUCUACCUAACCUGUUUUUUACUCAUUAUAUACUUGAAAAAGAUUUUAGUAUCCUUUUUGAUAUUAUUUGCUAUCUUUCUUUCAUAGUUCUUCUUUUCUCUAUUAAUGACCAUACUUUUCUUUCGUAAGUUUUUAAAAAAACUUCCCAAUCCUCUGUCUUCACACUAAGUUUUGCUUCCUUGUAUGCCCUCUGCUUUGCUUUUACUUUGGCUUUGACUUCUCUUGUCAGCCACGGUUACAUCCUUUAUCCAUUCGAAAACUUAGUUUUCUUUGGAAUAUAUCUGUCUUGCACUUUCCUCACUUCUCGCAUAAACUCCAGCCACUGCUGCUCUGCCGUCCUCCCUGCUAGUGUCCCUUUCCAGUCAACCUUGGCCAGUUCCUCUCUCAUGCUACUGUAAUUUCCUUUACUCCACUGAAAUACUGACACAUCUGAUUUUGGCUUCUCUUUCUCAAAUUUCACAGUGUACUCAAUCAUGUUGCCAUCACUAAGGGUUCCUUCACUUCCAUCUCUCUAAUUACCUCUGUUUCAUCACACAAUACCCAAUCCAGUACAGCCGAUCCCCUAGUGGGCUCAACAACAAGCUGUUCUAAAAAGCCAUCUCGUAGACAUUCUAGAAAUUCUCUCUCUUGAGAUCCAGUGCAGAACUGAUUUUCCCAAUCCACUCUUCCAGUAGCGAUCUGAUUUUUCCAAUGAUUUUCCUUGCUUUUGACCCCUUGUCAAAAGUUCUGCUAAUGUGAAUAGAUCAGUGAGUAAAAGACGACCUGAUUUCCAAAAGGCAUAAAGUUAGAGAUGACACAUUUCUUUAAUAUUUAAGCAAGAUUACAUUUUUAUUUCAAUCUAUUACAGUUUCAAAAUAACAAAAAAAGGAAAAGGGCCAGAAGCAAAUGUUUGGGCGCCCUACAUUUUCAGUAGCACCCCCUUUGGCAAGUAUCACAGCUUGCAGACACUUUUUGUAGCCAGCCAAGAGUCUUUCAAUUCUUGUUUGGGCAAAUUUCUGGGUUCAGACAUUAGUAGCAAUGUACUAACUGUGGAAAUUACAAACCACAAUAUUAUUAGAAUCACAGAGCCAAGCAGCAAUGAAACAGGCCUAUCAGCCCUUCUAGUCAAUGCUGACCUGUUUUUGUUGUUACUGCCCAUUUCCAACUACCUGCAUCAGAGCCUCCAUACACCUCCCACCCACGUCCUCACCCAAAUCCCUCUUUAGUGUCUAAAUCAAACCCACAUCCUCCACAUCCACUGGCAGCUCAUUCCACACUCUCACCAACCUCUUCACCAAAGUGAAGAAUUCCCCUUCAGAUUCCCUGAAAAUAAUUCACUUUCACACGGAACUUAUGUGAAAUGUCAGGAUGAGAGGGUGGACGGGGCAGAGAGGGAAGACAGUAAAGGGAGGGGUGGUUGAGUGUGGAGAGGGAAACAGAGCGGAGUGUUUAUACUUAAUAUUUUUUGAGAAAAAUUAAUUGUUUUAACUUGCUGCAAACCUACUCUCCAUAUCCUGUAUAUUCUUAACCAGAUUACUGAUCCAGAUGACAAGUAGCAAUGGUUGAUGUUCAAAGUAAAUUUUAUUAUCAGAGUACAUAACUUUUAUAUAGUCAGAUACCACAUAAAACCCUGAGAUAGUUUUUCCUACAAGAAUACUUAGCAAAUCUUUAGAGUAGUAACAUGAUCAAUGAAAGAUCAAGUAGAGCACAGAAUUCAACCAACUAUGCAAAUGCAAAUAUAAUUAAAUAUCAAUGAAUAAUGAGAGCAAUGGGGUGUAACCCUGGGGAACCUCACUGGGCUCGGGCCUCGAGUCCAAUAAACAGCCUCUCACCAUCACUCUCUGCUUCCUACCAUCAAGACAUCUGUGCAUCCAGUUAACCAGCUCUCCCUGGACCCCGUGUGAUCUAACUUUCGACAGCAACUUACCAUGCUGAACCGUAUGAAAGAACUCACUGAUGCCCAUAUCGGCCACGAUCCUGGGUCAGAGAUGUCACCGAUCAGAGGGCAUAGAUUUAAGCAGAGGAUGAAGAGGUUUAGAGGGAUCUGAGGAAGAGAUUUCUCACUCAGAGGGCAGCUGAAAUCUGGAACUCACUGCCCGAGGUUGUGGUGGAGGCAGGUCCCUUCACAACAUUUACGAAGAGGAUGAGCAUUGAAACUGCCGAGAUACAGUCGGCUGUGAACCAAGUGCUGAUAAACGGGACCAGUGUAGACAGUGAGUGGAUGGUCAGAACAGGUAUGGCCGGCCAAAGGCCUGUUUCCGUGCUGUGUGAUCCACCACUCCGGGCAUGGUAAAUUAACGAUGGUGGCACCGCAAGGCAUUGAUUUCAAAAAUCCACACCCCUCCUCAACCUAAAAUAAACCAGACUGCAACCUUUGUCACCACUGGGAGUAUCUGUUUCUGUCAAUCUAACAUAGAGAUUGAUCACUUCUGCUAAACAACUGGCAAUUGAUGAAGUUCCUGUGUCUUCUUCCAUUACUGUUGCCGGCAUACAGCAAAACUAACCCUCUCACUAUGACAGAAUCAGUGAUUAAAUCCGGCCCCAAACACUGUGAUUUCAUCCCUGCACAUUGUAACUUGAACGAUCUCACUGACGGUCUGAUGGAGACACAAACCCUGCCCUCUGCACAUGUGAUCACAUCUCCCCUGCUUCUGACAUUUCAAAUACCCUCAGAAUGGUUUUCUGAUUCAGUCUGAAGGUUAUGGUACAUUCAGCUCGUCGUCAGACCUGACAAACCAUGUCUUCCCACAGCUGGUUCCACCUGUUUGUGUGUCCUCUUUCCUCCACCUCCAGGGAAGCUGCAUCUCCACCAAACUCCUCACUUCAGACGACUGUCUAUAUCCGUGACACAGGAAAUCACAUCUCUGUCACUCUCCUGAUACGGUAUCUGACCUGCUCACCUCCGGGUCUCCUCCCUCACCAAGCUCCUUCCUCAGUCACUAUCUGUGAGAUUAUAUAAAAACACAAUUACUGUAAAACGAUCUAUCAGACAGCUCCUGUACCCCUCCACCCCGGACGAUGGUUUGCUGAUUAAAACUCUCUCUCCUCAGCCCGUUCCCUAUUCCCUUUCCCUUUGCAAACUCCAGCUAUGCCAGCUGAUCCGAAUCCACUGUGAGGACAUUUAUAUCUCACAGGAGGAUGUAGAAACCCGUGUCGUUCUCUGAUACAGAGGUCACUGACACCCCACCGCCAUCCCAGUCUGCACCAACAGCCCAUGACGGUGACAGCUCUGCCAGACACUGGGGCUUUGUAACAAACACAAUAUUAGCAGCAAGAUUAGACAGUAAUUCAUUUGCAGAGAGAAUUGCUGCUUCCUAAAAGGACACGCGAGCGUCCGAUACAACGGAGCAGAUCCUCCCCUGUUUACAACUUUAUUUGACCCGGGUCACGGAACGUCCGAUCAUCCCACUUUCUCACAACAGCAACCUCACCCCGCAUCCCCCCCCUCGAAUACGGUCCCCCAAAACGUCACUCCUCUCACCCCACACCCACAGUCCACCCAUAACCUCUACCCACACACACAGAGACAGAUACCUUUCACCCCAUAUCCCUCCUCGCCUGGGAACCACAACUAGCUGAUCCCACAGCCCGGGCUCGGGCGCAAAGCUAAAACCGGGGCUGCGGGACCGGAGAGCCCGGAGCCUCCAGCCGUCCGGCAGAGCUCGUUCCCGACACUUUUCAUAGAAACAUGGAAAACCUACAGCACAAUACAGGCUCUUCGGCCCACAAAGUUGUUCUUCCACGGCAGCCCCCGAAUUCCACAAACCCGAGAUCAGUACCAUCUUCACGGAAUCCUGAACAGAAGAACCGCCGGCGACAGCUACGGUCGGCCCUGCGCCUGCGUUUAGCAGGAGGUUCUGGGCUGCACCAGCCGUGGCCAGAUGUCCCUAUCGGGGGACCAGUAGCCGGAGGCGGGAGGGACAACGGAGAGGUAAAUCACAAACAAGACAAAGUCUACAGAUGCUGGAAAUUCAGAGCUACACGAACAAAAUGCUGGAGGAACUCAGCAGGCCGGGCAGCAUCUAUCGGAAAGAGUCAACAGUCGACGUUUCCAGUUGAACCCUCCUUCAGCACUGAGAUGGGAUGGGAGAAAUAUCUGAAUAAAAUCGGAGCGGGCGAGGAAAUGUCUCGCUGGAAGGUGACAGGUGAAGCCAGGUAGGUGGGAAACCUCAAGAGCAGAAGAAAAUAGAGUCUAAUAGGAGAGGAGAGUGGAGAAUAGGAGAAAGGGAUGGAGCAGUGGAUCCAGAGAGAAGUGAUAAGCAGGAGAGAGGACGUGAAAAGUCAGAGAGGGAGUGGGAGGGAGGGGUGUGAGG
Hypanus sabinus (Atlantic stingray) is the source of this 9085-nucleotide messenger RNA. Its product is annotated as zinc finger protein 227-like. Gene Ontology annotation, biological process: negative regulation of transcription by RNA polymerase II. NCBI's taxonomy places the organism in Eukaryota, Metazoa, Chordata, Chondrichthyes, Myliobatiformes, Dasyatidae. Gene Ontology annotation, molecular function: DNA-binding transcription repressor activity, RNA polymerase II-specific. The transcript has 3 exons. Bases 1387 to 2781 code for a protein of 464 amino acids. The record is from RefSeq and is a predicted model, not a curated record.